AUCACAAGUACAAUACAUACAUUACAUUCAAAAACCUUAAUAAUUUGAAACACACUACUGCAAACAGUAGCAGCACAAAAGCACAACUAAACUCAAACCCCAAUUCAAAUUCCUUAUCUUUUCUUGUCUGAAACUCGCUCACAUUUCACGUUCAAAUUCAAAUCUUGGUUCCAGUGGAACUCAGCGAUACAAUAUUAAUAUAUACAAGCACCAAGCAAGAGAAGGUGAUUGUAAGUAACAGCUGCACUAAGAGGAUCUGGUAAUUAACUUACAGCUAAGUCCUCAUGGCAUCGAAAUCGUUCAAGGCGAGCCGGUUAUCUAUGUCAUCAGGUGCAGAUGAGUCCAAUUCACAGCAGAAUCCUUCGAUGGCCCCCACUGUGACAUUUGGAAGGAGAACUUCAUCGGGACGCUAUGUUAGCUAUUCACGGGAUGAUCUUGAUAGUGAACUUGGGAGCGAUAGAUUCACAAACUACACUGUACAUAUACCACCAACCCCAGACAAUCAGCCGAUGGAUUCUAUUCAACAAAAGGUUGAAGAGCAGUACGUCUCAAGUUCACUAUUUACUGGUGGAUUCAAUAGUGUGACAAGGGCUCAUCUAAUGGACAAGGUGAUUGAAUCAGAAUCAAACCAUCCUCAGAUGGCUGGUUCAAAAGGAUCUUCAUGUGCUGUUCCGGGGUGUGAUGCUAAGGUAAUGAGUGAUGAGCGAGGGGUGGAUAUUCUUCCGUGUGAAUGUGAUUUUAAGAUAUGUAGGGACUGUUAUCUGGAUGCUGUAAAAAGUGGUGAUAGCAUCUGUCCCGGGUGCAAGGAACAGUAUAAGGUGACUGAUUUGAAUGAGGUUGUGGACAAUGGAAGGCCACUUCCCCUCCCACCUCCCCGGACAAUGUCAAAAAUGGAAAGGAGAUUGUCAUUGAUGAAAUCGACAAAGUCACAGCUAGUAAGGAGCCAGACAGGAGAUUUUGAUCACAAUAGGUGGCUAUUUGAAACAAGUGGAACCUAUGGGUAUGGGAAUGCUAUAUGGCCAAAGGAAGGGGGAGGGUUUGUUAAUGGAAACGGUGAAGAGGUAGCUGAACCGUCAGACUUGGUUAGUAAGCCCUGGAGGCCACUGACUCGCAAAUUAAAAAUUCCAGCUGCUAUUAUCAGUCCAUAUCGCCUUUUGGUUUUGAUUCGUAUGGUUGUUCUUGGAUUAUUCUUGCAAUGGAGGAUUGCCCACCCAAACAAUGAUGCAAUUUGGCUUUGGGGAAUGUCUAUAGUAUGUGAAUUAUGGUUUGCUUUCUCAUGGGUUCUUGAUCAGUUGCCAAAGCUCUGCCCCAUAAAUCGUUCUACAGACCUUAAAGUCUUGGAAGAGAAGUUUGAAACAUCUGGCCCAAAUAAUCCCACCGGAAAAUCAGAUCUUCCAGGCAUUGAUAUCUUUGUCUCCACUGCAGAUCCUGACAAAGAACCACCUCUUGUCACAGCAAACACCAUACUGUCUAUAUUAGCUGCUGAUUAUCCAGUCGAAAAACUUGCAUGCUAUGUUUCUGAUGAUGGGGGUGCACUUUUGACUUUCGAGGCCAUGGCAGAAGCUGCAAGUUUCGCAAACAUGUGGGUACCUUUUUGCCGCAAACAUAAUAUUGAGCCUAGAAACCCUGAAUCUUACUUCAGUUUAAAAAGGGAUCCGUACAAAAAUAAGUUGCGCACUGAUUUUGUCAAGGAUCGUAGAAGAGUAAAACGCGAGUAUGAUGAAUUUAAGGUCCGCAUUAAUGGGUUGCCAGAUUCUAUCCGCCGCAGGUCUGAUGCCUAUCAUGCUCGGGAAGAAAUCAAGGCAAUGAAGCAACAGAGACAGAAGAGGGAUGAUGAGGUUGUGGAGAGCAUCAAGAUUCCAAAAGCUACAUGGAUGGCAGAUGGAACCCAUUGGCCAGGGACAUGGUUAACCUCUUCUGCUGAACAUGGUAGAGGUGAUCAUGCUGGUAUAAUACAGGUGAUGUUGAAACCUCCUAGUGAUGAGCCAUUGCAAGGUACAUCUGAUGAUGUUGGGAUAUUUGACCUGACUGAAGUUGAUAUCCGUCUCCCCAUGCUUGUUUAUGUUUCUCGUGAGAAACGCCCUGGCUAUGAUCAUAACAAGAAAGCAGGGGCCAUGAAUGCCCUAGUUCGAGCCUCUGCAAUCAUGUCUAAUGGCCCUUUCAUUCUUAAUCUUGAUUGUGACCACUACAUCUACAACUCCCAGGCCAUGAAGGAAGGCAUGUGUUUCAUGAUGGAUAGAGGUGGGGAUCGAAUUUGUUAUGUGCAGUUUCCCCAAAGAUUUGAGGGCAUUGAUCCAUCUGAUCGUUAUGCCAAUCAUAAUACUGUUUUCUUUGAUGGCAACAUGCGGGCGCUUGAUGGACUACAAGGUCCUGUCUAUGUGGGAACUGGGUGUCUCUUCCGAAGAAUUGCUCUAUAUGGCUUUGAUCCACCUCGUGCAAAGGAACACAGCCCUGGUUGUUGCAGCUGCUGUUUUGGCCGUAAGAAGCGUUCUUCUAAUAAUUCAGAAGAGAACCGAGCUUUAAGGAUGGGUGACUCGGAUGAUGACGACAUGAAUCUCUCCUUAGCUCCUAAGCAGUUUGGGAAUUCUACUUUCCUCAUUGAUUCUAUCCCAGUAGCAGAAUUUCAAGGGCGUCCCCUUGCAGAUCAUCCUGCUGUGAAGAAUGGACGGCCACCUGGUGCUCUUACCAUUCCUCGUGAGCUUCUCGAUGCAUCCACUGUUGCAGAAGCAAUCAGUGUCAUUUCCUGCUGGUACGAGGAUAAAACUGAGUGGGGAGAGCGUGUUGGAUGGAUCUAUGGGUCUGUUACAGAAGAUGUUGUCACAGGGUAUAGAAUGCACAACAGGGGAUGGAGAUCAAUUUACUGUGUGACCAAAAGGGAUGCUUUCCGUGGGACUGCCCCAAUUAAUCUGACAGAUAGGCUACACCAGGUUCUUCGUUGGGCCACUGGCUCAGUUGAGAUAUUUUUCUCUCGUAACAAUGCUCUCCUAGCCAGCCCCAAGAUGAAGUUUUUACAAAGAAUUGCAUACCUCAAUGUUGGAAUCUACCCAUUCACCUCCAUCUUCCUUAUUGUCUACUGUUUUCUUCCUGCACUUUCCCUUUUCUCCGGCCAGUUUAUAGUUCAAACCCUCAAUGUCACUUUCCUAGUCUACCUCUUAGCCAUUACUAUCACUCUUUGUUUGCUUGCUGUGCUUGAGGUGAAGUGGUCUGGCAUUGAACUUGAAGAGUGGUGGAGGAAUGAGCAGUUUUGGUUGAUCGGAGGAACUAGUGCCCAUUUGGCUGCUGUCCUUCAAGGGCUGCUCAAAGUAGUUGCUGGAAUUGAAAUAUCUUUCACAUUGACAUCAAAAUCCUCUGGUGAUGAAGAAGACGAUGACUUUGCUGAUCUCUAUCUAGUCAAAUGGACCGCUCUCAUGAUCCCUCCUAUCACAAUUAUGAUGACUAAUUUGAUCGCCAUAGCUGUUGGGAUCAGCAGAACUAUAUACAGCACUAUACCACAAUGGAGUCGUCUACUAGGCGGGGUUUUCUUCAGUUUUUGGGUGUUGGCACAUCUCUAUCCUUUCGCCAAAGGACUAAUGGGACGAAGGGGAAGAACACCCACCAUCGUAUUCGUCUGGUCAGGGCUUAUCGCUAUCACCAUUUCACUUCUCUGGGUAGCAAUCAAUCCUCCAGAAGGAGCUAAUGAGAUUGGAGGCUCUUUCCAGUUUCCUUGAAAAGAAUGUGCUUAGAAUUCAUCUGAACUAUUUCUCAACAAGCCAGUUCUUUUUUACAUCACUGUGCUGUAGUUUUUCUGGAGCUAAAACUUUGCUCAUUGCUGUUUGAUAGCAUAGUUUAUAUCAAAGCAUUACAAACAGGACAGAGCCUCUGCUUUUAUAAGCAUUUGUUAUUUCAUUUA
This is a messenger RNA of Daucus carota subsp. sativus, 3889 nucleotides long. RefSeq names its product cellulose synthase-like protein D3. Lineage: Eukaryota; Viridiplantae; Streptophyta; Magnoliopsida; Apiales; Apiaceae. The transcript is spliced from 4 exons. Gene Ontology annotation, cellular component: trans-Golgi network; plasma membrane. Gene Ontology annotation, biological process: plant-type primary cell wall biogenesis; cellulose biosynthetic process. Gene Ontology annotation, molecular function: cellulose synthase (UDP-forming) activity. The record is from RefSeq and is a predicted model, not a curated record. The coding region runs from base 285 to 3707 and encodes 1140 amino acids.